UUCACAACCCUUUCGUUCUGCAAAGGCUUUAUGUUGUGGUUCACCGGUGCCAGUCACUUUAUACCACAAGUAAAGACUUCAUUUUCCAGAACUGGUUGCAUACGUUGCCUUUUGAAUAUUCGCCAAAAUAGAGCACGAAAGAAUCAGAAGGACGAUAUAUUAAGGAGACAAUGGAAAGCUGAUGGACAACGACAGGACGCUUUUCUACUAGCUGCUGUCCAACAUAAACCGGAUAACCAGGUUCCUGUAGAAGGAGAUAAACCACAAAUGAGGGCUGUCAGUUUAGGAAAAACCGUAAGGAUUCAGUCUUCCAACUGGCCACUUGCACGUAAUACGUCGGAAUGGGGUGUUUUUGUUCUUAUACUCGUGAACUUGUUAUUAUUUGUUGCAAGUCGCUUUAUUUGGCCAAACUUACUUGCCUUGCUAGUUUUGACACAUAGUGGGCCACGCUGGUGGCAGUUUGUGACUUAUUCUUUCUGUCACGAGUCCUGGGCACAUUUAUCAAAUAACCUUUUUUUUCUUUUGAUUUUUGGUAAACUCGUAGAAGAAGAAGAAGGAGCAUUUGGAAUCAUAAUGAGCUAUUGUAUUUGUGCCUUUGGAUCAGCAUUAUUGAGUUGGAUGGUAUUACCUAAACACUCCGUUUCUGUUGGAGCAAGUGGUGCUGUAUUUGGUUUGUUUACUAUUUGCGUUUUAACGCGGUUUUCAUGGAAUUGGAAAAGACUUUUAGAAUUUUUGAUCCUUGGACAAUAUGUUUAUCAGAUACUUGGAAGAGAAGUGCGCCUUGCAGCUUCCAGUAGUUCACAUAAGUGGACUGCUGUUGCUGUCAACCAUAUAGGUCAUAUUGCAGGUUCGGCGACAGGAAUUCUUUUGGUUUUAUUUUUACGCCUGGUGGUUGCUUCUUAUUCCGAUGUAUAUUCAAAUAAAACAGACUAGUAGUACCUUUAGAGCAUACAGAAUAAGUCCUUUGUUUGUAACAAUUUGUUGAUGCGUAUCUAUUGUGAAUGAAAAAGUUGCUUUUCAA
Molecule: messenger RNA, 1021 nt
Organism: Galdieria sulphuraria
Lineage: Eukaryota; Rhodophyta; Bangiophyceae; Galdieriales; Galdieriaceae
Exons: 2
Coding region: 31-933 (300 amino acids)
Cellular component (GO): membrane
Molecular function (GO): serine-type endopeptidase activity
Source: RefSeq, a predicted model, not a curated record